Molecule: messenger RNA, 1439 nt
Organism: Drosophila takahashii
Lineage: Eukaryota; Metazoa; Arthropoda; Insecta; Diptera; Drosophilidae
Gene: Sfxn1-3
Product: Sideroflexin-1-3
Biological process (GO): serine import into mitochondrion; monoatomic ion transport
Cellular component (GO): mitochondrial inner membrane
Molecular function (GO): monoatomic ion transmembrane transporter activity
Source: RefSeq, a predicted model, not a curated record
CUCAAUCGUCCAUUCGCUGCCAAAGUGGUAGCAACGUGUGCGGGUGAAAGCUGCUCCGUCUGGAAACACACUCUGUACGGCUCGUGUGUGUGCGCUGCUACCUGUUCUUUUGUUUGUUGUGUGCGUUCUCUGCGAUAAGACUUGUAGAUUGCCCAACAUUUUAUCAUAAUCGCAGACAAAUUAUAUAACCCUCGGCUAAUAGUAACACCAUUCGACCCGACCAUGAGCCCCCUCCCCAGAGUCAACAUCGACGAGCCGAAAUAUGAUCAGAACUCGUAUUUGGGCAGGGCCAAGCACUUCUUCCUGCUCACCAACCCGAUCAACGUGCUGGCCUCCCCUGCGAAACUGGAGGAGGCACGCCAGAUCGUGCUAAAGUAUCGGGCCGGCAAGGAUGUGCCCGAGUGCAAGAGCAUUGACGACGUAUGGCGCGCGAAGUACCUGUACGAUUCGGCGUUCCAUCCGGAGACAGGCGAAAAGCAGAUAGUCAUAGGUCGCAUGGCGGCGCAGAUGCCCAUGAACACGAUCAUCACCGGCGGCAUGAUGGCCUUCUACAAAAGCACGGCCGCCGUCGUCUUCUGGCAGUGGUGUAAUCAGACGUUCAACGCUAUUGUCAACUACACGAACCGCUCGGGCACCUCCCCCAUCAGCCAGCCGCAAUUGAUCACCUCUUACUGCUUGGCAACCGGCGGAGCUUUGGCCACAGCCCUGUCCCUGAACCGGGCGGUGAGGAAUAUGAAUCCGCUUGUUGGCCGCCUGGUCCCCUUGGUAGCAGUGGGAGCGGCAAAUUGCAUAAAUAUCCCUUGCAUGCGGAUGCAGGAGCUGCGAAACGGUAUCACGCUAUUGGACGAAAACAACAACGAGAUGGGAAUUUCACAGAAGGCGGCCGUUGUGGGCAUCUCGACCGUUAUCCUGAGUCGAAUCGCCAUGGCCAUUCCGGGAAUGACUCUGACGCCGAUGCUGAUGAAUACCCUAGAGAAGAGGGGAUUCCUGGCUAAAUACCCGCGAUCCAACGCCCCCAUUCAAACGCUCUUCUGCGGUUUCGUGUUGAUUUUCGCCACACCCCUCGGAUGCGCCUUCUUCAAGCAGCGGGCGGGCAUCAACGUGGACAGUCUAGAGUCGGAGGUACGCGACAGUAUCAAGAAGAAGCGUCCGGAUCUGGACACCGUCUGGUUCAACAAGGGUCUUUGAGUCCCUGUUCACUUCAAGAGCUUAACGAAGACAAUAUUGCUUGAUUUAGCUGUCUAUUUAUUUACUCACCUUGCAUUUAUUAGCAUUUUGCCUGUUGAGUUUCAUUUGAAAUACUCAUGAUAUUACUCUUGACCUCACAUUCUUACCGAUCACUACAAGUUGUGACGGUAGGUACUCAAAUUAUACAUCGUAACUGGUAGUGAUUGUGUAAAAGUAAAAGAAACCAAAAAUAAAUUCUGUUAACUGUUUAA